Molecule: messenger RNA, 1941 nt
Organism: Photinus pyralis (common eastern firefly)
Lineage: Eukaryota; Metazoa; Arthropoda; Insecta; Coleoptera; Lampyridae
Exons: 3
Coding region: 313-1941 (542 amino acids)
Source: RefSeq, a predicted model, not a curated record
GUAGUCGUAAUUAUGUACAUUCUUUAAACGGACGUUUUCAGAUGGAAUCACAUGUCCAUUAAGCAUCCGCAGCGUUUGCAUAUUUUAUGGCUAUAUUUAUCGUCGUGCGAACAGCGCUUUUUGGGUUGAAUGAUUUAGAAGAAUUUCUUCCAAAAGUUAGCCGGUUUUUUGAUUUGUUACCGAUUAAGGAAUUUGUAUCCGUAACGUCGUCCUUCGCUAAAGGAUCUGUUCGCGUAGUGGGGAGGUACCUUGCCUAUAUAAGAAAAUUGCGAAAUUUUAUUUGCAUCAUUUGGGCUUUAAAAAAGUGUGACAAUGUUGAGUGGUGCGUUGGUGAUUCUGUUAAUCGCGGGAGUGUUUUCUCGUCCCGAUGUCUCCCAUCUUAAGGGCAUUAAACAAUACGCGAGCAGUUACGACGUCCCUGUGGGAUCAGUUGAUAAUGAGUACGUGAAAACGACUCAUGUCUUCCACCAAGAUGUUCCCACCGUACGCUACUUGCGACCGUUUGUUUAUGGACAAGGAGCUGGAAAUCAGAAUGUGUAUUACGUCUCAAAGGCUGGGGAACAACACUUGGUUCCAAUCACAGUGACUGGCGGGCAAGUAUCAUCAUCUUCUCACGGAUUAGAAAACCAAGGCAACAACGCGUACUACACGCUGCAAUCUGGCGAGCAGUACUUAAUACCAAUCACCUUAUCGGGAGGAAGCUCAUCAUCUUCUCACGGUCUUCAAAACCAAGGCAACGUGCAGUAUGUAUACCAAGGCCUAGGUCAAGGAAAUGCGCAACAUACGUCUCAAGGAAUUAACUUGGCAUCUCGUGGAGAUUAUGGUGGAGUUAACUUUGUCACUCAUGGAGGUCACGGGGGAGUUAACUUCGUAUCUCAAGGAGGCCAAAGCCACUCGCACGCAGGUUCCGGUAAUGCCGCCCGUGUGGUCGAAAACAAGGAGCGUGUUUACUUCUUCUCGGCACCCGAGGAUGCAGUAGAACAUCACACUCGUCUCCGCAUAAACAUUGUACCGACCCAUACCAAGAACUCCAACGUAAUCUUUGUUAAAGCCCCAAGCGUCGGUAAAAUCAUCCCCGAAGUAGUCGUACCAUCGCACCAAGUCGUCGAAGACAAAACUAAAGUCGUUGUGUUAGUCAAAGAGAACGAUCACUUCGUACCACUUAAGAUCAACGCGCCGAUUCCUAUUAGCCAGGGUAAGGCCGAAGUUGUGGUCGUGAAGUAUCAUGAUAAAAAUGACAAAGCGCGUGUUGUCUCAGGCGGGCAUAUCGGUGGAAGCACUCUUAUCGGGCAAGACAAAACAUCCUUCAUUCACGGUAAUGUAGGAAGUUUAACUUCUCGAUUUGAUUCUAGCGGUUCUAAUGCCGCUCUCAACGUGGAAACUCAAUAUCAAGUACUCCAAGGUGCGACUGGUGAUCAGUCAAGCAAUCAAGGAAAUUCUGGGCACAGUUACCAAAUCAAAACUGUGGAAGUCACCGGACAAGCUCCGUCUGUUUCUUCCGGCGCGCAGUUUAUAAGCGGCGGAGAUCAACAGGCGGCCUUUGGGGUUACUUACAGCGGCGGUAGCUCGGGAACCGGCUAUACAUUGGAAUCAUCCGAUUACACCCAAGGCGGAUCUUCAUUAGAUUUUGGCAGUCUUGAUAAUGUGAAGAAGCUACUGGGUGAUGGUGUUGAAAUCGUCAGCGUCAAUAAGGGAACCUUACACGCAUCUGGAGUUGGUGGCAACGCUAAGAAUACGAUCUUUAAGUCACUUGGAAUAUCCGACGAUGUGUUGCAACAAGGUGUUGGCGCAGUCAGUCACAGUGUAAGCGGCGGACAACUCUCCGACGAGCAAGUAUCAGGACAGUCUUCUUACCAAAGCAGCAGCACCGGAGGUUCCCAUCAAAUUCAGAUUGGCCAAGAUGUUGCCGAUGUUAUUAGUGGAUCAUCAUUAAAGGCUUGA